Owenia fusiformis is the source of this 1431-nucleotide messenger RNA. The record is from the annotation of a GenBank genome assembly. NCBI's taxonomy places the organism in Eukaryota, Metazoa, Annelida, Polychaeta, Sabellida, Oweniidae.
GUAAAUGAACCUUGUGCAAGCCCAGUGCAACUGCCAUCCUCAAAAUUCAAGGGUCCAGAUAGAACUAAGUGGAACCCCUGCAUUUGGAGAAUGGACCAACAAAGGGUGAAAAAAUGUACAAAGUUAAGGACUUUGAGAUCUUUGUUAGAGAGAGUUGCAAAUCUCCCUGUUUACUUUUUAUGUCAACACCAGAAGUGGUGGCAUAUUGUUACAGUCUCCAACUUUGUUGAUGGCAUUCGGCAGUUUGUGGUUGACAUUUGUAAGAAAUGGCAGGUGGUGACAUUUUGCAUGUUAGUGCCUUUUAUGAAAAACAUUAUGGGUCUGUAUAUUGAAAGAUAUUUGUUAAGGCAAAUUCUAUGCACCUAUGCAAAUACAGUUACAGUAACACCAAAUGUAAUCAAAUAUGAAAAUGUUAUAAUGUUACCACAUAUUGUUCAUGAAUAAUGAAAAAGAUGCUGUAAUAUUCAUGUUUUUUUUGGCAGUCAAAGCUGUUUCAGCUUGAAUACUUAAUGUCCUGAUUGGUCAAACAAAGGUAUAUAAUUUAACCAGUCUACCUCUGUCAACAUUUUUAGACUUUGGUAAUACUAUCUAGUAUAUCCUCUGGUAUGGGGAUACAGGUUAAAUUGUAUUCCUCGACUGUAAGCCUAAAUUUAGUUGUUGAUUCCACAACUAAAGAAGUUUGUACAUUGUACCCUUGUCAUGUUUGAAAUAUGAUCCAUAUAAGCCUAUUGUUUAUUGCUGUUAGUAAAAAUAAAUUGCUAGUGUUACUAAAGAUAUGAACUUAUUUUGUUAGAUUUGAGUACAUUCUCUGAGUCACAUACAUGUAUCUUCUCCAAUGAACAUAAUCACAGUGAACCCUAUGAAUUCAAUUUAACUCAAGGGACUUCUCAAGCUUUAUCAACUGAAGGCUGCAAUGAACUCACUAAGCCUAAAGAAUAGAUAGUGUAAAUUGUCGAAAUCAUGAACUGUUGCCUUUACAACCCUAUUUUCAGAAAAAAAGAAUUUUGAUAUCUGAUCUAAUCAGUAAUGAAGGAAAUCAUUUUGAUUUUUCAAAUAUUUUGAACUAUAACCUUAAAAUUAUCCUGUCAUAAAAAUAAAGUCUGAACUGGUGGAAUGUUAGAACAAUAAUAUCAUAGGUUGUUGCAAUUCAUCCCGUUAAAAUGGGAUAAACUUAGACCUAUAGCAACUGCAUUAGAUUAUUGCUCAUUUUGAAAAGUACAACCUAUGACAUCACUGAUCUAGCCAAUAAAUCAAAGCUUUUUCAAUGUAGCAAAAUGUGACAUAGCUCACCUGGGUUCACCAGAAAGGUAUAUUGGCUUUUGAUUCCGACCUACUGGAGAUUCUGAGACAGUAAGACAGGGUUUAUAGUUAUAAGUAAGGUAAAACGCACUCUGUUUUCUCCUUCAGAACAGUCAUGGGCAUUAAACAGAA